Messenger RNA from Anguilla rostrata (American eel), 3055 nucleotides. Its product is annotated as mitochondrial nucleoid-associated protein 1. The record is from RefSeq and is a predicted model, not a curated record. Bases 413 to 2137 code for a protein of 574 amino acids. Lineage: Eukaryota; Metazoa; Chordata; Actinopteri; Anguilliformes; Anguillidae. Gene Ontology annotation, molecular function: proton-transporting ATP synthase activity, rotational mechanism. Gene Ontology annotation, biological process: proton motive force-driven mitochondrial ATP synthesis. The transcript is spliced from 6 exons.
UGUUUACGCUACCUCUCGAUGGGGCCUUUGCGUUACAUAGCUGUCUUGGCAAGAAAAGUCACAAUAUGUGCGCACAUGGUUUGUAGUUAGUGCACCACUGUUGUUUGUAUAUGAUUGUGUAAUUAUAUAAGACAAUUUAAGUCAAGCCAUCUGACGACCUGGUUGCAACCUUUUAAGAAUCUUAAUACCCAGAACCAGGAGUAGACAGCGUGUAGAUAGCAUUCUAGCGAGAUAAACUAGCAUUAACCUUACAGGAGUGAAUUCACUGAGUAGGUUAAUAAACAAGACGGCAGUGCCCUCCGGCUGCAUACACUUGUAUAUAUUUUAUAAACCUGGGCGCAACGCCCAGACUUCUUUCCAGUAAAAAGUAGGAAUAUUUGAAUACCUUCUUUUGAUUGGCUAGCUGUUACUUAUGAGUCCAGAUGAGCGGUCAGAAAAGGGUCCAACGGAAACAUGCCCGUUUUGUGGCCGUUCUUUCAAGAGGCUGAAAUCACACAUUACUCACUGCAAAAUGGCACCCGUUACCAAGGCUACAAAAACCCCUGAAUGGCUGAGCGCCGUUCCUUCAGCUCCGGGGCAGAACUCGGCCAAGAAGCCCGGGAAGCUGCCCGCCAAACGGGAGGGGCAGGCAGGCGGUACCCCGGACAGGACGGCGGCCGACGCCCGGCCUGGAGCGGCCGGCCUGGGGGAGAGGGUGAAGGCACGCCCAAAUAAGAAGAGCCCCAAGGCGCAGGACGUCCCUCCUGGCAGCGGCGUGAAGGUCAAGGUCAAAGGUCAGGAGCAGAACCGCAGGGGAGCGGAAGGGGCGGAGCCUCAGAGAGGGCGGGCCCCCCCGGUCGAGCACCCGCAUGUCCGAGGCGCCACGUUCGCCCCGUCCGAACUGGCAGGAAAGAGACCCGGUCCCAUUACCACGGCAGCGGGGGGCCCUGGCUCCUACGCAGAAACCCCUAAAGCCCCACUUCCUGCCCCCAGCAAAGCCGCUACGCCAGGGCGGGAGUCGUCCCCUGCGAAGCCGCCGAUCAAACCGAAAGCUCCCGAAUCACAGGGGAGCCGCGGCUCGGCGCAGUUCCCUGCGCUGCCUGGAGGAGGCGCCACGGCCCAGAGCUCAUCCAGGGAUCCGUUUGUGGCCCGAAUACAGGUGGCGGAGGGCGCCCUCCGCAGGCCGCCCCGUGCCAGGACCAGGUUCUGGGAGGACGUCCCGAGUGCUGAUCAGCUGACUCUGAGAACGGGGAGCAGCAGCGGCCGGGGCUGGACCAAGACAAGCGUGUGGGAGCACAUUAAAGAGGGGUUCUCCUGCAGGAGCCCCGCCCCUGCUCCUAAAACCCCUGCCCCCAGUCACACCCCCAUCCACACCACCCCCGGUGCCCCUGGCCCCAGCCACACCUCCAGCCACACCAGCCCCGCCCCCGCCCUUGGUGCCUCUGCCCCCGCCCCCAGCCACACCCCCACGUUAGCCUCCGCUCAGGACAGAGAAAUCGCCAGGCUGCCCACGUUAGCCUCCGCUCAGGACAGAGAAAUCGCCAGGCUGCCCACGUUAACCCCCACUCAGGAAAGAGGAACCGCCAGGCUGCCCGCGUUAACCGCCACUCAGGAAAGAGAAACCGCCAGGCUGCCCACGUUAACCGCCACUCAGGACAGAGGAACCGCCAGGCUGGGUGUUGGUGGUGGGUCUCUGGCAGGGAGCCACGCCCCCCCCAGGGGCGUAGAGCGGAGGGCGGGCAGAGGAAUCCGCUGCCCCCUCGGACUGGAGGGGACGCCAGAACUAGCAGCAGCCUAUGAGGGGAUAGGCCUCUCCAUGCUUCCAGUGCGCUCCCUCGCACACACUGAGCACGUGCAGCAGAAGGCCCUGCCCACCCAGCUCCCAGCACUAGGAAGUCAAGGGUCUCUUACUGACCGCGUGCUGAUGGAGGUGCGGUUGGCAGAGCUCCCUGCAUGGUUUACCUCUCGAUCCCUCCUGACCCCCAGAGAGGCAGUGGCUGCUGUGCACAGAGGGUGGAGGAGGUACUACGGGAAGUACAUUGACGUUCGGAGGGGCGGGGUCGGAGGCGUGGCCAUGCUGCUGGCCGGCUACUGUGUGCUGAGCUACCUCUGGAGUUACCCCCACCUGAAGCGGGACCGCUGGAGGAAGUACCACUAGCCUCAGAAGCGGAAGUGGAUCCCUAAUCAACCUCCAGAAUGUGUGGAUAUGGAUUCUGCCAGCUUUAUGAAUGUGUGUGAAUGUGUAGAUAUGGAUUCUACCAGCUUUAUGAAUGUGUGGAUAUGGAUUCUGCCAGCUUUAUGAAUGUGUGGAUAUGGAUUCUACCAGCUUUAUGAAUGUGUGGAUAUGGAUUCUACCAGCUUUAUGAAUGUGAGGUGUUCCAUUGUAACAGCUUUAUGAAUGUGUGUGAAUGUGUGGAUAUAGAUUCUAACAGCUCUGUGAAUGUGUAAAUGUGUGGAUAUAGAUUGUAGCAGCUGGGCUCAGCUCUAAUUCUCUGUCUUAGAGAAACAGGGCUGAACUCUGUUUGGAUAUCUUAGGUACAGGACCAGGGCUGGGCUCUGAUUGGCUGUCCUAUGAAUGGUCUCUAUGGAGCACCACACUCUCUUUUCAACUGUAAUAAACAACCACACAGGAUGCCUUUUUAUUCAGCCAUCGCUGCACUACAAACAGUAAUCCAUAGUACAACACAAUUUCUGACUGGCUCGGCAACGGCAACAGGGCUGAGCUCUGAUUCGCUGCCCUGGCUACAGGUAGAAAGCUGAGCUCUGAUGUGUUGUCCAGACUACAGGAAGAAAGCUGAGCUCUGAUUCGCUGUCCUGGCUAGAGGAAGAAAGUUGAGCUGUGAUUCGCUGUCCUGGCUGGAACAACACUGCUUUAAUCAUAGGCCUUGUGAUUACCAUACAGUUCCUAAAUACAGUAGCUAUUGCCAUGCAUAACCAAACAGCCCAGCAGGAGUCACCAGGGAGCACUUGUAGCUCCAAACUUUUUUAGCUCUGUACCUAAGUUGAUAUAUAGUGUGCAUGUAAUCAUGUUUUUGAUAACUGAUACUAUGAAGGCAAUAAAUGAGAUUAUGCCCUA